Caenorhabditis bovis is the source of this 2538-nucleotide messenger RNA. Lineage: Eukaryota; Metazoa; Nematoda; Chromadorea; Rhabditida; Rhabditidae. The record is from the annotation of a GenBank genome assembly.
AUGUUCUCGACGCUCACACCAAGCGCCAUCGACGAUAUUUUGCGACAGUCGAGUGUCCAGUUCGGCGUGAACACGACGAGCACUGCAGUGGCCGCCGCCGUCGCUGCAAUCGCGCCGCCACAACAGCCAACAGGACACGGUCGAGGACGCCGCAAAAAUUCGACGGUCAAUCUGAUAUGCGUCGUGUGCGGCGAUCAGGCAUUCGGCAAACAUUACGGCGUCAACGCAUGCAACGGAUGUAAAGGGUUCUUUCGUCGAAGCGUUUGGAACAAUCGACAAUAUUUGUGUCGAUUCGAAGGCCGAUGCGCCAUUGCCAAAGAGCAUCGCAACGUGUGCCGCGCGUGUCGCCUCAAGCAAUGCUUCAUCGCCGGCAUGAAUCCGCGCGCGGUGCAAUCGGAGCGCGAGCAACGCGGCGGCAACGAGCAGCCGCAAGAUCUUGAAGACGACGACUACAAUCAGAUGUCGCCCGACAGAUGUUCGGUCGAGAUUCAGACGGAAACCGGCGAGAUUCGAAUGGACACGUCGGUGCCGCUGCCGAUGAUCGACGCCGAGCUCACGCGAUGCUCCGAGCAGCUCGUCGAAAUGCAUCGAGCCGUCUGCGCCAUGUGCGACGUCAAACAAGAGCCAAAUAAUGAGCCAAUGGCUUCUACCCGAGUAUCGUUCAUGAACGCCUUCUACAAUCCAUCGAUGAUGUCAAGAAGGACACCGCUUCAAAUCACCGGCGAGCGAAUCGCCACCAUCAAAGACGUCAUGGAAGAAUGGCGUCGAAAUUUCGUGUUGUUCUCCGAUUGGCUUCGCGCGCUUCCCGAAUUCAAUCAGCUCGAGAUCAACGAUCAAAUCGUGCUCGCCAAAAAUCGCUACGGUCCGUUCCAUUGGUGGCUGUGCGCGAAUUGGACGGUGAAAGCCGGCUGCGACGGCGUCUGCUACACGAACGGCUCGUAUUUUCCGAGCUCGCGCGAGCUUCAAUGUCUGCCCGACGUGCGCGGCUCGACGCGCCGAAUGCUCGACUCGCUGAGCGCGCCGAUAAGCGAACUGCAGCUCGACGAGACUGAAGUCGUGCUCAUGCUUGCUGUCAUUUUAUUUAGCGAUGAACUCGCCGAUCUCUCGCCGGCCGGCAAAGAGCACGUCCGAACCGUUGGCAAUCAUUUUGUGAAAAUGCUUCAUCAUCAUAUCAGGAAUAAAGAUUACGGCGAGACGCAUGACGCCGACCCGCAUUCGGCGACGGACUCGGCUGCCGCGGUGCGCAUCGGAAAAAUGAUGAUACUGCUGUCGGCGACGACGAAUCUCGUCUUCCUCACCUCCGAUAAUAUUCAGCUCAACGAUGUCCUUCACGUGGUGCCCACCGAAUUUCUGUCUCAGGAAGUCCAACUACUCAAGGAAUCGCUUGAAACGAUACCGAGCGAAUCGCUCGAUUAUAGAAUAGGAAUUGAUGAAUUGGAGAAGGUUUGCAUCAAAAUCAAGGCGAAUUUGCGAAAAUCGAUGAGAAGCGGCGCUCGCGAGGGAAUUCUGCGAAUGUUGAGCGUCGACGAGUUUCGCGAUUUGCGCGAAGCGACUCGCAUCGAGACGCCGAAACAAGACGACGCGAGAAUCGGCGAGGAGAUCGUCGUGAAAUCGAUAAAAGCGGUAAAAGAGGACCAUCCGGAGCCGCCGAGGCCCCACGGGAUACCGAAACUCGACGUGCGCAAUCUACGCGACACGCAGGAAUCGGCCAGCGACGACAAUUAUUCGUUCAAAUCCGGCGAUCCAAUUCCGAGUCCGUUCGGCGGUCUGCCGCAAAUCAAAACGCCGCGCUCCGACGACACCGAAAAACGUUUGGCAAUUCUCAUGAAUCGCCUUGAGAUCGCCGAGAAGCGAAACCGAGAAUUUGAGGCGUCGCGUCGAGACGAGCCGACGACGAUCGCGUCGAGACCGAUUCGGCCGAGAUUCGUCGAUAGCGGUGUCCAAACCGACGAUCAACCCGACAAACGCGAUGGCGUCGCGCAAACCGAAUGUCCGAUUGGUGUGGCGAUGAUCGACGCGGGGUCGCAGAAGACUCCAAGGAUUCUGGAGGAUGACGACGACGACAUUCCAUCAACGUCAAGAACCGAGCUCAGCGACGGUGAAAUUCGCCUAACAUCCAAAUUGGUGCCGAUCAUUGGGAUGUCGUCGCGACGAGUCGCCGACACUCGCGAUUCGCAAGUGCAGACGAGCGCGCGAACGCCAAGAGUCGACGAGUUCGACGAGGUCGGCACACAAGUGUCGUCGGCGCGCCUUCGACAAUAUCCCGAAACGAAUAUUCUGAUUCUGUCGUCGAAAGCCGAUCCGAAAAUGAUUGUCGACGAUCGCACACUGUCAGUCAGCUCUAUUGACACCGCUGCCGGCGCGAGUCCGCUCUCAUUCGAAUCGAGUCUGAAUUUGGCGAGAUGGAAUCAAGUGUACGCCACGAAGCAUGGUGGUGGUGAUUCGCGCCAAUCGAAAAAUGACACGCGAAUGUACGCCAACGCGCAAUCAUCGUCGGCAUCUGAAGCCGACGACGAAUCGAAACCCAACUCGAACUGA